AUGACUUCUCAGAAUGCUACUUUGGGUGCUCAGGCGGGGAAUGAGACGCAAGUAUGUGUGAUACCUGGUGGAGUACCAAUCACCAUACAAAAUGCCACUUCCUGGAGCCAAGUGGGCUGUUUGGAGGGUUUCUACUGUGCAAACAAUAGCGCGCAACACCUCCCACAGUACUGUCCACCGAUGCCCUCCUGUCAAGACUUGAGAUUAUCUGGAACUCCAUGUCCACCACAAGGCCUAUUCGAGCCCGUCCUCUGCGAUCCAGGAUAUUAUUGUCCGAAUGGGGGAACACAAAAAAUACAAUGCCCCUCCGGCAGCUACUGCCCCCACGGUGUUGCAAGUCCGAUCAAAUGCACAGUUGGCUCGAGGUGCCCAGCUGGGUCUCAACGAGAUAUGAAUUUCCUCCCACUGGGUAUCCUGCUUCUCGUCGACAUCAUCCUUAUCACAGCCACAGUCAUGGAGAAGCUUCGAAGUAGAUAUAAGAAGAGCAACUUCCACCAGAAAAGAGAGUCGAGAAGAUCAGCGUUCAUGGCCAAAGGUGCAGGCAGAUUUCGAAAUAGAGAUUAUCAAGAAAUCGAUGAGCGGGGACAUCCUGGAUUUCAGGAAGAUGUGGAGAAUGAUUUUCAGAUGGAACCUAGGAUUAUGGGUCCACGGCGCGCCAAGACAGGUUUCGAGCAAAUUGGCGAGUUGGAAGCAGACUUCGUGUUGCAUGAGGAAUUGAAUAAGGAUGAUGGUGGACAGAAGACGGAUCUGCAUCUCUUCGUUCAAUCGCUGUCUAAAUGUUUGGGUGCUACGAAGUUCGGAUUGAGUUUCGAGUUUCAAGACUUGGGCUUCAAGCCUCCAAAGAGCAACAAAAAGAUCCUCGACCAAGUCUCGGGUACCAUUCAUGCUGGAUCUCUUUGGGGAGUUAUGGGUGCCUCUGGUGCUGGAAAAUCUACUUUCGUCAAUGUUCUCAUGGGAAAGCAAGCCCAUACUGGAGGUGUCACCAAAGUCAAUGGUGUAGCUGGCAAGAUUGCGAAGUAUAAGAAAAUCAUUGGUUAUGUCCCACAAGAUGAUAUUGUUCUUCCCGAAUUGACCGUCCGAGAAAAUAUCUUACAUUCAGCUCGAAUUCGACUACCAUCCAACUGGUCAGAUUCCGAAAUCCAGCAUCAUGUUGACAUCCUCAUCUCGUGUUUGCAACUCAGCCACGUCAAAGACUCGCUAGUAGGAAGUACCGCAGCGCCAGUCAUUUCGGGAGGACAAAGGAAGCGAGUGAGUAUUGGCAUGGAAUUAGCAGCAGCUCCCAUGGCAGUCUUCCUCGACGAACCUACAUCUGGGCUCGAUGCAACAGCUGCCGCUUCGAUUAUGUCUACUCUCAAAGCUCUGUCUCGUCUAGGAAUGACCAUUGUGACAAUUAUCCAUCAACCACGACAGGAAAUCUUCGAAUCUCUAGACAGUCUUGUUCUACUUGGUCAAGGAAGAAUGAUUUACUGCGGACCGGAGACAGGCAUUCAACCUCAUUUCCAAGGUCUAGGUUUCGACUUUCCUGAUCAUACCAACCCGGCAGAUGUCAUGGGUGAUAUCAUUGCAGGUGAAGGACGACACUACAAGCCGAAAGGAGAUGCAAGUGUCCAAUACCUAAUCGACUACUGGGCCUCAAAGCAACAAGACGGAUCUGCCAACGAAAAUUUCGCCAAAACAGCUACCAUCUCUAUGGCCGAAAACAACGCCCUCUCAGCUACUGUCAAAGCCCGUGGAGCACCCUGGUUCAAGCAGAUUUAUUUCUGCUUCCAGCGUUCCUUGGUCCAGCAAUACCGCAUGAAAUCGUCCUUCUACUUCGAGCUGGGUGUUGGUGCAAUGGCUGGGUUCUUGAUCGGUCUCGCAGAAUUGAAUCAAAAGGGUCAGAACUUCCGCGGUAUCUUCAAUUCACCCUACGAUCUCCUUUCAGUCUCUAUCGACUACAGCUCCGUCCCCCAAAUGGCCCUCCUCGUCGGUCUAGCUAUCGGUCUUACCGCGUCUGCCCCAGGAGUCAAGAUUUUCGGCGAAGAGAAACUAGUUUACUGGCGAGAAGCUGCGGCUGGACAUAACCGCUUUGCAUACUAUAUUGGCAAAGUCGUCUCGACGAUCCCGAGAAUGGUAUUGGCAAAUUUCCACUUCACGACUAUGUUCAUGCUCCUUUCCACCCCUCGGAUCCCAUACCUAUCAGCUUUCAUCGCAAAUCUGCUAUACUUCUACUGUAUCUACGGCCUUGCAUCCAUUAUUUCCAUGGUUACACGCCGCGAAGACGGACCUUUGCUCGCGGUCAUGAUGUCGCUCAUCGUCGGUGUUCUGAACGGCAUGUCUCCAACUCUUAAGAAGGUCCGUAGUUGGCACAUCGUUUGGAUCUGGAGAGCGAGUCCCGGGACAUGGUUAGCGGAAGCGUAUUUUACCGAGAAUAUCAGUCCGUUGAGAUACCUGUACCAGAUUGAUAUGGCGAAGCAGACGGCGGGGUACUUGUUGAAUAUGUUUGGUGAUGAUUUGUUGAUGAUGUUGGCGAUUGGGACGGCGUAUAGGAUUGUGGCUUUUCUGGGAUUGAGGUUCAUGUGGAGGAAUAAGCAGAGGUGA
Molecule: messenger RNA, 2580 nt
Organism: Mollisia scopiformis
Lineage: Eukaryota; Fungi; Ascomycota; Leotiomycetes; Helotiales; Mollisiaceae
Product: ABC transporter-like protein
Exons: 3
Coding region: 1-2580 (859 amino acids)
Molecular function (GO): ABC-type transporter activity; ATP binding; ATP hydrolysis activity
Source: RefSeq, a predicted model, not a curated record